AUGGACCUCGCAGCUUGCUACCCUCCAGAGCUCUCCUCUGAGCAGAAGCAGCAUCUAGUUGCUACCAUCAGGGACUGGUGUAUACAUCAUGGUCUUGCUGUCAGGCCUCCUCCGGCAUUCGUACAAGGAACUUCUGAUCCACAGGGUGUGCUGGCGACCAAUGCUCCGGUGACUCUGUUCCCCAGUCUCUUUCCCCGGUCCUGCUAUGAGGCGGCUGUGUCGGUGCAGGAAACAUACAACCAGCUUUAUGCCUCUAUAACUACGGACACUGACUGGCUGGGAGAGAUAAUCGAGGACCUUGUGGAAGUAGAUGACUUUGUGGCCGGCCUCUGGAAAGUUCAUCUAGCUGUCAAAAAUGAAGGAUAUGUACAGCCUCUUUCACUUGGCUUGUUUCGGUCAGACUACAUGGUCCAUGACCCUUCAGGUUCAUCCAAAGAACCAGUACUGAAGCAGGUAGAAUUCAACACUAUUGCUGCAUCCUUUGGAGGACUAUCAGGCUUGGUAUCUCAGAUGCAUACGUCUCUCCUAUCAUCUCCAACCGGACAGUCCAUAGUGUACCCGUCACACCCAGCCUUCAGGGGUAACAUACCACCCGAAAAUACCGCUGUUCCUACUCUAGCGGGAGGCCUCGCCGCAGCCCAUAAGGCAUAUGGUCCCUCCAAGUCUUCUCCAAACCCACUACCUUUAUGUGUUCUUUUUAUAGUACAGGCUGGAGAAAGGAAUCUUUUUGAUCAGAUGGAGCUUGCAACCUGCCUCUCCCAGUCACACAAUAUCACCGUGUUCCGGGUUACAAGUGAUGAGAUUCUAGAGUUAACCUCUAUUCAAGAAUCUAACCCGGCUAGACCCAUCAUAUAUACCCCAAGAUAUUCUCCGUCCACUCAGUUCGAAGCUACCACUAUUUACCUUCGAGCUUUAUACGGGCCUCAAGACUAUCCGGAUGAAUCGGCCUGGAAAGCACGAACUCACCUAGAACGCUCGGCAGCCAUUAAAUGCCCAACGGUUCUCAACCAAUUAUCAGGCUGUAAGAAGGUGCAACAAAUCCUAGCCACAGCAGUCAGCGGCCCUGAGAUGGACUAUUUAACCCGGUUCCUUCCCUGCACAAAUCCUGGCAGAAUACAGCAAAUACGCUCUACCUUUGCACCACAGUAUGAUCUGGCCGAAGGAGGCCGUGGUAGGGAACUCGCCUUGAAUCCAGAAACCGCUGCAUUCCAUGUCCUCAAACCUCAGCGUGAGGGAGGCGGAAAUAACGUGUAUCGUGACUCCAUACCAUCGUUCCUCAAAUCUAUACCUGAAAAGGACUGGAAAGGCUGGAUACUAAUGGAACUCAUACAACCUCCCCCGGCUAAGAAUGUUGCACUUCGCAGCGACGGUCAAGUCCUCAGUGGCGAUGUAAUCGGCGAGUUGGGCACGUACGGCACGAUCCUUUGGAACACUAAUGGGGAGACACUGCAUAAUACGCAAGGCGGCUGGCUUAUGAGAACUAAGGCCAAGGAUAGUGAUGAAGGCGGAGUGGCUGCAGGAUUUUCUUCUUUGGACAGUAUCUUACUCGUUUAA
Messenger RNA from Trichophyton benhamiae CBS 112371, 1554 nucleotides. RefSeq lists its product as uncharacterized. Gene Ontology annotation, molecular function: glutathione binding; glutathione synthase activity; ATP binding. Gene Ontology annotation, cellular component: cytosol. The transcript has 2 exons. Gene Ontology annotation, biological process: glutathione biosynthetic process. The record is from RefSeq and is a predicted model, not a curated record. Lineage: Eukaryota; Fungi; Ascomycota; Eurotiomycetes; Onygenales; Arthrodermataceae. Bases 1 to 1554 code for a protein of 517 amino acids.